Molecule: messenger RNA, 3756 nt
Organism: Penicillium pulvis
Lineage: Eukaryota; Fungi; Ascomycota; Eurotiomycetes; Eurotiales; Aspergillaceae
Product: transcription initiation factor TFIID subunit TAF2
Exons: 1
Coding region: 1-3756 (1251 amino acids)
Biological process (GO): transcription initiation at RNA polymerase II promoter
Cellular component (GO): transcription factor TFIID complex
Molecular function (GO): RNA polymerase II general transcription initiation factor activity; transcription cis-regulatory region binding; chromatin binding
Source: RefSeq, a predicted model, not a curated record
AUGCCGGGCGUCGUCGAAAUGCACGCCGGCGGCGCUCCAGCACCAGGACUGGAAUUUAGUGUCGCACACCAAAAGGUCGAGCUCGAAAUUGAUUUCAUCAACAAAAGUCUGAAGGGAAAUACGGAGAUCACCAUUCAUCCGCAACGGAAGGACUUGAGGGACAUUUAUUUAAACUUUCGCCAGGGCGAGAUUAAGCGCAUAAAUGUGAAUGGGAAAUCUGUUGCGACCUGGGACUAUGCCGAUCCUUGUGAACACAUCCAGCUGUAUGGAGCGCAAUACCACCAGCGAUUAACGCCGAAGCUCGAUUCCCUCCUCAAAAGCCCACGCGAACCCGAGUUAAAAAUAGCCAUCCCGAAAGGCGUGAGAAUUGAGGAGCUAGAUCCAUAUUCGGCAGAGGCGCAGGAACAGAUUGCACUCCAGGGCGCUGGUGAUGAUGUUGAUGGACCAACGAGCGGCCGGGGUGCAGAGGCGAUUCUUCCACGUUUCAAAGCUUUGACUUUGAACAUUGAAUUCGUGGCGGACCGGGUACGCGAUGGACUGCAAUUUGUUGGAGUCGAUACCGGAGAUCGUCGUUACCCACAUGCCUACACUACGAAUUCGCUAGAGACGGGGGUUGGGUGCCCUCUGUUCCCCUGUGUGGAUGAUUCGGCCUCGCGUUGCACUUGGGACAUUUCGAUUUCAUGCCCUUCCACGCUGGGAGACCUCUUUGAUCGCAAGAGCCGUGAUGCUUCCGGCUCCCGCUCAAAAUCCCAGACUCGGCAGAUCUCUGCAGAUGACGAGGGGCUUGACAUGUCUGUGGUAUGCUCUGGUGAGCUGACAGAUGAUAUUGUCGACCCAAAGGAUCCCAGUCGAAAGACAGUCUCAUUCGGAUGUUACGCUCCGCUAUCUGCUCGUCAACUUGGAUUCGCAGUCGGCCCCUUUGAAUACGUCAACUUGGCAGACUUCCGUGAAAGUGAUCAGGACGAACAGCUCGGCCAGAAUGCCAUCCCUCUCCACGCGUUCUGUCUACCCGGCAGAGGUGAUGAGGUUCAAAACACCAGCUUCCCCAUGGCACAGGCCAUUGACUUUUUCUCUUUGUCAUAUGGUUCGUAUCCUUUCUCCAGCUACAAAAUCUGUUUUGUCGAUGACGUUGCCUCGGACACAUUGCCCACGGCCUGCCUGUCAAUAUGCAGCAGCCACCUUCUCUUCCCAGCAGAGAUCAUUGAUCCAAUGUAUGAUUCCACUCGGGCAUUGGUUCAUGCUUUAGCGUGUCAAUGGACUGGAAUCAAUAUUAUCCCCAAUGAACCUGCGGAUACCUGGGUUACGGUUGGAGUUGCUUGGUACAUCACCGAUACAUUCAUGAAGAAGCUUUGUGGCAAUAAUGAAUAUAGAUUUCGUCUCAAGCAAAUGUCCGACCGGAUCUGCGAGUUGGACUAUGAACGUCCUUCGAUCUACGACAUGGGAAAUUUCCUCAAGAUUGACCCAUCCGAGUCCCAGUUCAUUGCCCUGAAGGCACCCCUGGUUCUUUUCAUCCUCGAUCGACGUUUGACUAAGGCCAGUGGCAAAGCCACCAUGUCUCGUAUCAUCUCUCGACUGUUCCUCAAUUCGCGCAUGGGUGACAUACCCAACGGAGCCGUAACAUCGUCUCUGUUUCAAAAGACAUGUGAGCGACUUGGUCAUGCGAAGCUUGAUGUUUUCUUCCAACAGUGGGUUUAUGGUGCCGGAUGUCCCCGCUUCCAGGCCACACAGCGCUUUAAUAAAAAGAAACUCGUGGUUGAGAUGAUGAUCAGGCAAGUCCAAGGUGAUCAACCAGCAGCACGCGACCUUGAUAAGAACGCCUUCCUGCGAGAUGUCAAGGAGGAAAUCCGUCACGUUUGGGCGGGUGCUCUUCAACCUGUGUUUACAGGGUCUAUGACGCUCCGCAUUCACGAAGCCGAUGGAACUCCAUAUGAACAUAUUGUGGAGAUCAAGGAGGGCGUCACCAAGUUCGACAUUCCAUACAACACAAAGUACAAGCGACUGAAGCGGAAUAAAAAGCAGCGCGAACGCGCUGUCGCGAAUGGCGACCCAGAGGCUCAGGAAGAAGUUCUUCUCUACUGUCUCGGAGACGUUCUCCAGACAGAAGAAGAAACUCAAGAAUGGCGUUUGGCAGACUGGACCAAGGAGGACGAGGAGCGUAUGGGCCAGGAGUCCUACGAAUGGAUUCGUAUGGAUGCAGACUUUGAAUGGAUCUGCAGGUUGUCCCUAGGUAUGCCCGGUUACAUGUACUUGUCACAGCUCCAGCAAGACCGAGACGUUGUUGCUCAAUUGGAGUCCCUCCAGUACAUGGCUGCGCAGCGUGAGCAUCCUUUGAUCUCCACCAUCUUCGCUCGCACCCUAAUGGAUAGUCGCUACUUUUAUGGAAUUCGACUGACUGCUGUACGAGCAUUGGUCAAGCACGCCAAGGACGAAGUAGAUUGGAUUGGGCUUUUCCAUCUUGAGAGGGCUUUCCAGGAGUUGUUCUGUCUUCCCGGAUCCCCCAUGACUAAAUCUAAUGAUUUCUCCGACAUGGCCGCUUAUCUUCUUCAAAAAGAGAUACCAGCGGCAAUCUCAAAGGUGCGCGACAACAGCGGUAAGACCCCUUUGCGGGUCAAGCGCUUUCUCUUUGACAAGCUGAAAUUCAAUGACAACUCCAACAAUGCGUACUCCGACAACUAUUAUGUGGCGUCGCUGAUGAACUCCCUCUGUCAUGCCCUGCAAGGCCGCAAUGAAUCUCGACAAGAGGAUGAGUUGGCCCAUUUUGACAUGGAGCGUGUCCUCGAAGCCCAGGCUGAAGAACAGAUAGAGAAGGAUUCUGUUGCCGAGUUCGAUCGGUACCGAAGAAUGGAUGAGUGGUCAGGCUCUUAUCAAAAUUUGUAUGCACGAUCUGCGUUGCAGUGUCAAAUGCAGAUGAUGCAGGCCAAAAUCCAGGAGACAGACCUGAUGCGUUUCGUGCCCUAUACACGCGCUGGGACUUUUGAUCUCCUUCGUGUGCAAGCUUUUGAUUGUCUUGUUGAACUUGAUAUUUCUCAAAUCCCAGACCUCCUUCGCUGGCUCAUUUUCACCAUGACCAGCGACUCGUCUGCCUAUGUCCGUCAUCAUUGUCAGCGGUUGUUUGGUCGGGCAUUAGCUAUGAUUGCAUUUGGCCGCGCUCCGCAGCCCGAAAAUACCCAAAAUGAUGGCUUGAUUAUCGAACAAGAGUCCUCUACUGAGGUCCGACAAGCAGACUUGGCGCGCCGUCAAACUGUUCCCGGUGCAAUUGAGGCUCUUAAAAGGGAACUCUAUCACGAUGCGUCACUGAAGGAAUACCUCUGGGCGGCGUGCAAUGCCCUGCCUAUCGGAUUGCACGAGAUGUCUGAAAUCGCAGAUAUCUGCAACGUCAUGUUUGAACCCGUGACGUCCAAAAAGGCCGUCCUUAAAUACCCUCGCUUCUGGAAUGUUCAGAACUUGGGCAACGGCAAGGUGCGAUUCUUCCGUUCAAAGAAUAUUCGUACCACAUUGGGACCCUCGAAGGACGCCGUCAAGCGGAAGCGUGAGGAACCAGGUAUGCCGCCGCCUGCUCCUCGGAUCACGUUCAAGCAGGCCAAGACGACUUCCACACCCAGCACCCCGUCCUCUACGAGCCUUCCAAAGAUCCACAUUCCCAACCCAUCCCCCGCUCCAGCAGCAGUCAGAACCCCUGGCUCUGCCACGCCAUCAACGCCAUCUACCGGUGGCCCACUGAAGCUCAAACUCAAAUUUGGGCAAAAAUCAAAAUAA